Messenger RNA from Meloidogyne enterolobii, 462 nucleotides. NCBI's taxonomy places the organism in Eukaryota, Metazoa, Nematoda, Chromadorea, Rhabditida, Meloidogynidae. The record is from the annotation of a GenBank genome assembly.
AUGUUGCUAGAUUGUUCUAUUCUAAACGAUCGAAUCCUUUCUACAAAUACGCAGGGUCAAAUAUUUUUAGUUAAUGUUGAAGAUGGUUCUUUCGUUUCUAAUUGUGGACAUAAGUCAAAAUAUGGAUUAGAUGAAUGUGAAGUUUGGUGUUGCUCAUGGAUAAACGGACAAACCUAUGCGACAGGUGCAGAAGAUGGAAUUUUGAAAAUUUGGGAUUUGCGUUGUUCUUUUAGUUCAGGCGAGCAACAAAAGAUUGAGCACUCUGCUGGUGUUACUUCUUUAUAUAAAUUGAAUGAUGAUUAUCAAAUUAUGUCAGGUUCAUAUGAUGACAAUUUAAGAUUAUUUGAUUGGAGAAAUUUAAAUAAACCACUUUCGACUUUAAAGUUAAAUGGUGGAAUUUGGGAAGUUAGUCCAAUUGAAAAUAAUUAUUUUAUUUUGGCUUGUAUGUAUGGAGGUAUUUGA